UCUCCCCUUCCAUCAGUGUUAACAAACAAACAAACCAACAAAGAAUUCUCUCAACACCAAACCUUCCAAAUUUCUCUCUCUCUCUCUCUCUCUCUCCAAAAUGGGGAACUUGCUGUCCUGCAAGACGACCACCGCCGGCGGCGGCCACAUCAUGAUCAAAAAGUACUACUCCGGAAAAAUCGCGGCAGCGAGAGUGAUCUUCCCGACCGGAGAAGUGCGGGCCAUCGAGGAGCCGACCAAAGCGGCGGAACUGAUGAUGGAGGCUCCGAACUUCAUGGUGGUCAACGCCGACAAUCUCAAGGUCGGGGCCAGGCUGUCCCCUCUGGCAGCCGACCACAGCCUCGAGAUCGCCAACCUUUACGUCAUGCUCCCGUUCCACCGCAAGCACUCCCCCGUCACCGCCGCCGAUCUCGCGUCGCUCUUCCUCGCGGCGGCGGAUUCCCUCGUGGUCCUCAGACGCCACGGACUCGGGAAAGUCCGCGAUCUCCCGUCGGCCGAAACUGAUCAGGGUCAGGAGGCCGAAGAGACGGCGUCGUAUCCGAGGCUGUUGGAAGGGCUGAACGACGAAACGGCGUCGUCGGACGCGGCCCAUUUCUUGGCCGUGCACAGGAUGUCUAUGUCGAGGUCGAGGAAACCGUUGCUCGAUACCAUCGUCGAGGAGCCGGCCGGCCGUCGUCGUCGCUCGAUUUGUUGAUCACCACUUUUGGAGUAUUGUUUCCUUUUUUUUUUUUGGCAGAAAACUUGGCCUAUCAUAUGUAUAGAAUUCUAUCUUUUAUAUAUAAAAAAUCAGACCACUACUCGAGUUAAUUUCUGCAUUUGUUUCUGGAACUUAUUUUUCCGACGAUCUUGUGUUUUUUUUGAAUAGUUUCAUUUUUUUAUUUGAUAACUCAACGAACCUCAGCCCCACGUGCCACUUGAGCGACAGCGAGGCCUACUAAACUACUGGGGUACCU
Linum trigynum is the source of this 953-nucleotide messenger RNA. NCBI's taxonomy places the organism in Eukaryota, Viridiplantae, Streptophyta, Magnoliopsida, Malpighiales, Linaceae. The record is from the annotation of a GenBank genome assembly.